Messenger RNA from Drosophila gunungcola (fruit fly), 527 nucleotides. RefSeq lists its product as uncharacterized. NCBI's taxonomy places the organism in Eukaryota, Metazoa, Arthropoda, Insecta, Diptera, Drosophilidae. Gene Ontology annotation, molecular function: calcium ion binding. Bases 33 to 527 code for a protein of 164 amino acids. The transcript has a single exon. The record is from RefSeq and is a predicted model, not a curated record. Gene Ontology annotation, cellular component: myosin II complex.
AAAAUUUCAUAGCCCCAUCCUCGUUUUUGGCCAUGGACUUUGACUUUCUUACUCCGCCGCCUGAGGAGCGUAUCAUUCGCACCCAAAAUUUGAGCGAAGAACAGGUCAAGGACCUAGAGAUGGCCUUUUCCCUGUUCGACGAACAAGACCAGAAGGUCAUUUCCAUAAAGCACUUAGGAGACCUAAUGCGAACUGUAGCCUACCACCCCAGUGAUGCGGAGCUGCAGGACAUAUAUACCGAAUUAGAUGCUGAUGGAUCUGGCGAACUGUAUCUGAGCGAUUUUCUGUAUAUCAUGUCCCAGAAGUACGAGAACAUGACCACCGAGGAUGAGAUUAUCGCCGCCUUUAUGGUUUUCGACAAGAAUGGAACCGGGUUUUUAUCCGAAUCGGAAUUUCGUCACAUUAUGAAGAAUAUGGGGGAGCAAAUGACGGAUGAUGAGGUGGAGGAGAUCAUCCGUGAUGCAGAUUCUGAUAAUGAGGGCAACAUUGACUACGUGCGAUUUGUCAAAACGAUGUCCACCACAUGA